Molecule: messenger RNA, 447 nt
Organism: Aspergillus luchuensis
Lineage: Eukaryota; Fungi; Ascomycota; Eurotiomycetes; Eurotiales; Aspergillaceae
Exons: 2
Coding region: 1-447 (148 amino acids)
Source: RefSeq, a predicted model, not a curated record
AUGCUGGCAUCCGUCGUUCUCAGCAUCUAUCAUCUCCGACCAAAGGAGCCUUUGGAUAAAAGCUUGGCGGCGGCAAAUCACGAGCUCUGGAUAUCUUCCAUCGAGAGAUCGCGCGACUGCCUCGCAAAAUUAAGCCAGAAGAACCAGGCUGCAGCGCGGUGCUUGGAAGUUCUUGACCGGAUUAUGUAUCAGUCGCAAGCUACGCCUACUGCAGUGGGCGAUGUCCCGGGCACGGCACAGUUACCAAUGGAGUAUAAUAGCACGGGCACGCGUCUCGAUACACUUGCUGUUGACCCUUCCCUUCAGAUGCUUUUUGAUGCGACGUCAUUUGAUAUGGAUAUCUUUGAAGGACUCGAGGGGUUUCCGAAUACGAACGAAGUUGAAGCGUUUGAUUAUGUUUCAGGAGCUGCACUGGUCGCUGACAAUGCAGAGGACUGGCAAAUAUGA